Messenger RNA from Sorghum bicolor (sorghum), 576 nucleotides. RefSeq lists its product as uncharacterized. Lineage: Eukaryota; Viridiplantae; Streptophyta; Magnoliopsida; Poales; Poaceae. The coding region runs from base 1 to 576 and encodes 191 amino acids. The record is from RefSeq and is a predicted model, not a curated record. The transcript is spliced from 2 exons.
AUGGCAGAUACUGGAGAGUUCUAUCAACCUGAGGGGCUACAAGGGCGUUUGGAGAUAGACCUUGAUUCGCUGAUGGGCAUGGAAGUAGACAAUGACAUCGAUGAGGACGAGGGUGAAGUGGUGCAAGAUGCUAAGGACUUAAUGAUGCUUGAACGAUGGCGGGCUGAGCGCGAUAGGCUUGUUAGUGAUGAUGACAAUAGUGACAGUGACACAGACGACAAGGAGGACUUAAGAGAGCUCGACAAUAUUGAUAGUGAUGAUGACAAUAGUGAUAGUGAUGAUGAGCUGCCAACCUUUACCGCACAGGACAGUAUGCCAGGUGGAAGUAGGCGGCAGCAAAGGACGGGGGUCACCUCGGCCUUCAUGAGGCCCAACGACGAGGAGCAGGAGGAGGAGAGGACGACGAGGAGGAUGAGGAGGAUGGAGGAGCUUCACGAGGAGAGGCCGAGGAGGGGACGGGGAGCAGGGCGAGGACGUGGACGAGGACGGGGCCGAGGACGAGGACGAGGAGACGACGAGGACGUGGACGAGGACGAGGACGAGGAGAGGACGACGAGAGGCCGAGGAGUACGAUGA